AUGCCUGAGACGACCAAGGUGGUGCCCCUCACCUGCCAUGGACACUCGAGACCCGUUCCACAUAUACACUUCUCAUCCCUGCAAGAGGACGACCAAUACUACAUCAUCUCAGCAUGCAAGGACAACAACCCCAUGCUCCGCGAUGGAGUCACGGGCGAUUGGAUUGGAACCUUUCUAGGCCACAAGGGCGCUGUGUGGCAAGCGCGUCUGUCUUCAGACGCAUCCAUGGCAGCCACGGCUUCAGCGGAUUUCUCAGCCAAGGUCUGGGAUACACAUACUGGAGAAGCUCUGCAUACCCUCGCACACAACCACAUCGUACGCGCUGUCGCAUUCCCCAAUCAGCCACACCCACAGAUUCUCGCGACAGGCGGUAUGGAAAAGAAGCUGCGUAUAUACGACCUCUCGCGUAGCGACGCGACGAGCUUUGAGAUUGGCGCAGGUGUCCACACGGGAACCAUCAAGUCCAUAGUAUGGACUUCUGACCCAAACGUCAUCAUUACCGCAGCAGAGGACAAGAAGGUGCGGUGGUGGGAUCUGCGACAAGAGGCUACUAUUGGAGAGUACGCGGUUGAAGGUACUGUAGGCUCCUGUGAGCUGGAUAACACCUCCUCAGAUGGAGUCUUGAGCGUAGCUGCUGGAAACAGCGCCUACUUCUUCAACAGCUCAUCACCCGGGUCACUUCUCAAGAGCAUCAAAACACCUUAUGAGAUCGCCAGUGUUGCAUUCCACAACGGAGAGCGCAAAUUUGUCACUGGCGGUAGCAACCAAAACGAUACAUGGGUUAGGGUCUGGGAUUUCGAGGAGGAGAAGGAAUUGGAGACGAACAAGGGCCACCACGGCCCAAUUUGGUCAGCAAGCUUCUCUCCCGACGGCAAACUUUAUGCGACUGGCAGUGAGGAUGGUACAGUCAAGCUCUGGAAGUUCACAUCUGGCCCUUACGGUCUGUGGAAGUAG
This is a messenger RNA of Pyrenophora tritici-repentis Pt-1C-BFP, 954 nucleotides long. RefSeq names its product WD40 repeat protein. The record is from RefSeq and is a predicted model, not a curated record. Gene Ontology annotation, molecular function: protein binding; RNA binding. Gene Ontology annotation, cellular component: SMN complex. Gene Ontology annotation, biological process: spliceosomal snRNP assembly. Lineage: Eukaryota; Fungi; Ascomycota; Dothideomycetes; Pleosporales; Pleosporaceae.